UCCCCGAAAACGCCCGCGGUGACGUCGGCGCCCGCGCGUCGCGACGAGCGCGCGCGCGAGGGCGAACCCGUGGAGGUGUUCGCCGCGCACUCGCCCUACGACGCGCUGUGCGUGCUCGUGGCGCUCGUUCUCGGGCUGUUUCGAGCGGCGAGCGCGCGGUGCAGCUGCUGAAUCGAGUCGAAACGAUGAAGCGCGAAGACGCGCUGCGCGCGACGAGCGCGACGCUGCGCGCGCGAUCCGUGCACGAAGCUCGCGUGCGACGAUUGAACGACGCGCGCGCGAGGGAGGCGCCGGAUGGGGCGUACGUGUUGCUCUGGGCGCAGAGCGCGCAGAGGACGCGCUGGAACGAGGCGUUGGAGUACGCGGUCGACCGGGCGAACGAUAGACGCGCGCCGCUCGUGGUCGUGUUUUGCUCGACGGCGACGUACCCGGAGGCGAACGAACGACACGUUGGGUUCAUGUUGGAGGGGUUGUGUGAGAUGCGGGCGACGCUCGGGAAGCGGCGAAUCGCGUUCGAGGCGUUCGCGUGCGCGCCGCCGGAGGCGGCGCUGGCGGCGAGCGAACGAGCGAUCGAAGUGGUGACGGAUUCGGGGUAUUUACGGUUACUUCGCGCGUGGCGGGAUGACUUGGCGCGGAGGGCAACGUGCGCGGUGACGGAGAUCGAGACCGAGUGCGUGGUGCCGCAGUUGGGGCAGGGGGCGCGACGCGCGGAACCGUCGGCGGCGACGUUUCGGCCGAAGGUGCUGGCUCGCGUGCGGGAGUUCACUAGAAACGCGUGCGCCAAGACUGUCGACAAGUACGAGCGGCUGCCGCUCGAGCGAGGCGUCGACGCGUGCUUGAACGUCCUCGACGCUUACGGGCUAAAGCGAGAUCCCAGCUGUCCUCGCGUGUCGUCUCACGUCGGUGGAGAGUCUCGAGCCAAGGCGAAGCUCGAUGUGUUUUUGACGAAAAACAUGCUCUCGCGCUAUCAUCAUUCGCGUAACGAUCCGUGUUUGUGUUUGCAGAGUCAUCUGUCGCCGCACAUUCACUACGGGCAAAUCUCCGUCGUCGAAGUGGCUCGCAAAGCGCUCGCGUUUCGCGACGCACACGCCGAUGAAGCCGACAUCUGUGCAAGCGUGGAUGUUUUCCUCGACGAACUCAUCGUACGAAGAGAGUUGGCGGUGAAUUUUGCGCUGCGAAACCCAAAGUAUGAUUCUUACGACGGGCUUCCCGAAUGGGCGCGAGAGACGCUGGAGAGGCAUCGAGGUGAUCGCCGCGAAUGGACGUAUACACUCGAGGAGUUUGAACACGGCCGAACGCACGAUAAGUUAUGGAAUGCAUCGCAACGAGAGCUUGUGUCCAGUGGUAAACAACACAAUUACUUGCGAAUGUACUGGGGAAAGAAAAUCCUCGAAUGGAGCUCGACGCCAGAAGAGGCUUGGCGUAUCGCGAUGACGCUCAACAAUAGAUAUUCACUCGACGGUCGAAAUAUGGUUUCUUUGACCGGCGUGGGAUGGUGUUUCGGCCUGCACGACCGUGAAUUCCACGAGGCGAGCAUAACUGGCACGAUUCGACGCUUUUCUGAAUCUGGCAUGCGCAAGAAGUUC
This is a messenger RNA of Ostreococcus lucimarinus CCE9901, 1586 nucleotides long. RefSeq lists its product with no specific name. NCBI's taxonomy places the organism in Eukaryota, Viridiplantae, Chlorophyta, Mamiellophyceae, Mamiellales, Bathycoccaceae. The annotation marks the transcript as partial. The transcript is spliced from 2 exons. Gene Ontology annotation, biological process: photoreactive repair. Gene Ontology annotation, molecular function: deoxyribodipyrimidine photo-lyase activity. The record is from RefSeq and is a predicted model, not a curated record.